Messenger RNA from Micropterus dolomieu (smallmouth bass), 2251 nucleotides. It is a transcript of the gene mpp7a, whose product is annotated as MAGUK p55 scaffold protein 7a. Gene Ontology annotation, biological process: protein localization to adherens junction. Bases 429 to 2159 code for a protein of 576 amino acids. Gene Ontology annotation, molecular function: protein binding. Gene Ontology annotation, cellular component: cell-cell junction; plasma membrane. The record is from RefSeq and is a predicted model, not a curated record. The transcript has 17 exons. NCBI's taxonomy places the organism in Eukaryota, Metazoa, Chordata, Actinopteri, Centrarchiformes, Centrarchidae.
UGUCACAAAUCCAGCCGUUAACGUUGCGUCUAAAUAAACAAACCGUUUCCAAAUCAGCCCCUUGACAGACCUCUUUAUCUGUCUUGGAGAGUGGCACAGCCGAGGCGUAACAUUUUUGAAAGGUUGUGUUUAGGAGACAGCGGAAGAGAGCGUGGAGGACUUAAGGAGCUUUUGAAGGAACGAAUCACGUUUUCUAAAGGGGAAAAUCAAACAACUGAAAGUUUUAUUGUCGAAGGAGCCUUUGGAGUAACAUUGUGACCAGCAAGAAACCAUUCAACUCCGACCUCCGAUGCAAAGGCUCUAUGACAUAAAGCCUGUCCUCAGAUUCAGCUGGUCCCUGGGGAGAGCUGCCGAGGAACUUACAACUCUGACGCCCCGCUGCCAUUUUCCACAGCCUGAGGGUAACCAGGAAGCAGCCGGCAGGAGCCAUGCCUGCCCUGGCCACCGGAGCCGGCCACGAGCCAGGUCUGUAUGAGCUGCUGGCGGCUCUGCCCUCCCAGCUGCAACCCCAUGUCAGCCGCCCUGAGGACAACACCUUCCUCCAGGACAUGUUUGGGGAGAGAAGCCUCCACUCGCUGGUCAAGAUCCAUGAACGGCUGCAGCACUACGAAGAGAGCAAACCCGUCCCCAUCCUGGACAGCGCUGCAGCUCUGGCCCAUGAAUUGUCCGAGGAGCUGGAAGGGAAAUCAGAAAAUGGUGAAAUCAAAGAGCUUCUCCAGCUACUGGCCAAACACCAUGUGAAGAGCCUUCUGUCAGUCCAUGACACCGUCGCCCAGAAGGGUUACGACCCCGAACUACCUCCACUGCCUGAAGACAUUGACGAUGAUGAGGAUUCGGUGAAAAUCAUAAGACUCGUCAAAAACAAGGAACCUCUUGGAGCAACAAUAAGGCGCGACGAACACACAGGGGCCAUCCUUGUGGCCCGGAUUAUGAAAGGCGGGGCAGCCGACAGAAGCGGACUGAUUCAUGUAGGAGAUGAACUGAAGGAGGUUAAUGGAAUCCCUGUGGAGGACAAGAAACCAGAGGAAAUCAUUCGUAUUCUGGCCCAGUCGCAAGGAGCCAUUACCUUUAAAGUUGUCCCUGCCGUCAAGGAGGAGGUGCCAACCAAAGACCCAAAGGUGUUUGUGAAGGCGCUCUUUGACUACGACCCUAAGGAGGACAAAGCCAUCCCAUGUAAGGAGGCUGGACUGGCCUUCAAGAAGGGCUCCAUCCUUCAGAUCAUGAGCCAAGAUGAUGCAACUUGGUGGCAGGCCAAACACGAGGGGGGCACCAAUCCCCGUGCUGGCCUAAUCCCGUCCAAACAGUUCCAGGAGAGGAGAUUUGCACUGCCGCGACCUGCUGCGACUCUCCCGCUCCAGAGGACCUCUAGCCGAAGAUCAUCUGGGUUCAGGAGAAGCUUCCGUCUCAGCAGGAGGGACAAGAAGACCAACAAGUCCAUGUACGAGUCUAAGAAAAGUGAAAUGUACGACAUGGCUGACGUGCCCACGUACGAGGAGGUCGCCCCGCACCGCAGGCAGAGUGGAGCUAAACACAGGCUGGUGGUCCUAGCAGGACCUACAGGAAUUGGCUUGAAUGAGCUUAAGAGGAAACUGUUGAUCUCAGACCCCCAGCACUUCAGUGUGACCAUCCCACACACCAGUCGGGCCAAGAGGAACCAGGAGAAUGACGGCGUAGAGUACUACUUCAUUUCCAAACAUCUCUUUGAGACGGAUAUCCACAACAACAAGUUCAUCGAGUAUGGCGAGUACAAAGGGAAUUACUACGGGACAAGUCUAGACUCGAUACGCUCCGUCCUCUCCAAGAAUAAAGUGUGCCUACUGGAUGUCCAGCCCCAUACAAUAAAGCACCUGCGGACGGCAGAGUUUAAACCCUUUGUGGUGUUUGUGAAGCCUCCUACGAUUGAGAGAUUGAGGGAGACCAGACAGAAGGCCAAAAUCAUAUCAGGCAAAGACGACAAGGCAUCUGCCAAGCCAUUCACGGAGGAGGACUUUCAGGAGAUGGUGAAAACUGCCCAAACGAUGGAGACUCAAUAUGGCCAUCUGUUUGAUAAGGUCAUAGUCAACGAUGAUCUCUCUACAGCAUUCAGCGAGCUGCGGUUGGCACUUAAGAAAGUGGAGACGGAGACUCACUGGGUUCCAGUCAGCUGGACUCACUCCUGAGAUCCACACAGACUGUAAAAGUAGAAAAGGGAAGGGCUUUGACAAAAAUAUGCAGGAUUUUAUCUUUCUAUGUCUGCUGUGGCUGGUGUUGG